This is a messenger RNA of Anguilla rostrata (American eel), 1235 nucleotides long. RefSeq lists its product as uncharacterized. The coding region runs from base 152 to 910 and encodes 252 amino acids. NCBI's taxonomy places the organism in Eukaryota, Metazoa, Chordata, Actinopteri, Anguilliformes, Anguillidae. The record is from RefSeq and is a predicted model, not a curated record. The transcript has a single exon.
GUACACCCAAUCUCUUGGUCCUGUAAUCUCUGCCCAUGGGUUGUCCUAUCAUUGUUAUGCCGAUGACACCCAACUCUUUCUCUCCUUCCCGCCCUCUGACACUCGGGUCUCUGCUCGCAUCUCUGCUUGCCUGAGGGACAUCCAGAGCUGGAUGGAUAACCACCAUCUUAAGCUGAACCCAGGCAAGACGGAGAUGAUCUUCAUCCCUGCUCCAUCCUCUAACCUUCUCGACUUUUCUAUUUCCCUGGGGGACACUGUGGUGUCAUCAUCACCCACCGCAAAAAACCUUGGAGUGGUGAUGGACAACAGACUGUCCCUCUCCCAGAACAUCACGGCGGUGAGUCGAACGUGCAGGUUCUUCCUGUACAACAUCCGGAGAAUCCGCCCCUUCCUCACCACCUACGCAACCCAGCUCCUGGUUCAAGCGAUGGUCCUGUCCCGCUUGGACUACUGCAACUCGCUACUGGCUGGUCUGCCAGCAUCCGCCAUCAGACCCCUGCAGCUCAUCCAGAAUGCUGCAGCGCGUCUGGUCUACAACCUCCCCAGACAUUCCCAUGUCACCCCCCUGCUCACUGACCUCCACUGGCUGCCUGUUAUGGCUCGCAUCAAAUUUAAGUCCUUGGUGCUUGCAUACCAGGCAGCUAAGGGGUCAGCACCAGGGUACAUUCAGAGGAUCAUCAGACCCUACACGCCAGCCAGACCUCUCCGUUCGGCCACCUCUGGACGCUUGGCACCUCCCCCUCUUCGCGUCUGCACUUCCCGCUCCCGUCUGCUGUCUGUCCUGGCCCCUCGCUGGUGGAAUGACCUCCCCGUGACGGUCAGAACAGCAGAGAUUCUCACCACUUUCAAACGCAGACUGAAGACUCAUCUCUUCAGGCUGCACCUCUCCCCACCCCUCUCUAGCCUAUAGUUCAGCUCACUGUAUCUAGCUAGGAUAAUUUGAUUAUGUUAGUGUAUCUGGCAGGAUUGUUUUUGUAUGAUUAGGUGUGAUUCAAGUCUUAGUUUGUACUUGGUAGGAUUCUUGCUUGCUGAACAAGCUUACUCUACAGGGUUGGAGUCCUGAUCAAUGUGGUCACUUCUGGCACUACGAUCCUUACUUCACUCUAGUGUUUCUUUUGCGCCUCUACAUCAUGAAACCUAUGCACUUGUUGUACGUCGCUCUGGAUAAGAGCGUCUGCUAAAUGCCUAUAAUGUAAUGUAAUGUAAUGUAAUGAGGGAGGUCUGGGAUGGUGUGA